This is a messenger RNA of Drosophila busckii, 596 nucleotides long. RefSeq names its product male accessory gland serine protease inhibitor. Gene Ontology annotation, biological process: negative regulation of peptidase activity. The record is from RefSeq and is a predicted model, not a curated record. Lineage: Eukaryota; Metazoa; Arthropoda; Insecta; Diptera; Drosophilidae. The transcript is spliced from 2 exons. Gene Ontology annotation, molecular function: serine-type endopeptidase inhibitor activity. Bases 191 to 445 code for a protein of 84 amino acids.
CAACAUAUCCGCAUAUAUAUAUUUAAAAUGAAAUAUGCAAGCGAUUUUAAUCUUUGUUUUAAAUGGCAGCAAUAGUUACUGCGUUGCAGUUAUCUGACUGAACUUUCUAUUUAGCACACGAGAUAAUGCUUGGCUAUAUAAGCCGCUCAAGCGGCAGCUGCAUGUGGCAAAGUAAUUUACGUGCAGCAACAUGAAGCAACAACUGCUGGGAUUUUUCUUCAUUUUAAUGCUCAGUCUGAGCGCGCAGGCAAAGCCAGAUAUGUGCAAUCAGCAGGCUGCCAUGGAUGGCAUGCCACAGGAUGGUGCCGCCUGCAUGGCCUUUAUGCCCAGUUGGACCUACGAUGCCAAACAAAAUGCUUGCGUUAAGUUUUUAUUCGGUGGCUGCGGUGGCAAUAAUAAUCAAUUUGGCAGUCAACAGGAGUGUGAGACAGCUUGCAAGGACUGACUGGGAAAAACACAAACUGUUAUGUAAUAUAAGCAACAUUAAAUGUGGGAGUAUAUGCAACUAUGUUAUACACUUUGCCAAACAGUUUUGUGUUUUCGUUUUGCUUCAAAAUUAUGGAAAAAAUUAAUAAACCAAGACACAUUUUUGGAAU